AUGGCUGAAGACAUCGCGACCCGGACCCUACCGGAACCAAAUAUAAGACAUGAAGUAGACGCAGACCAUGGAAAGGAUAUAGCUGGAGAGGAAUCGGCCCCGCAGAGCUCGAGUAAUGAUGGCUCAAGGACUGCGACGGCAAAGGAGGAGCAGGCUAUCAAGGAGGAGACAGCAAAACCGAAGGACUCAAUGGUUCAAAAGCUGAUUGCCAAGAUUGGCUUGGAUGUUGGGACGGUGAUGAUGAUGUUCAAAGGGAGUGUUGGGCCAGCUAUUGCAAUAGCCUUCUACCAAGCAGACGAAGUCGCCAAAACCUACAGCACCAUCGGUUACCUCAUCCCCAUCAUAACCGUACUAAGCAUGCCUAUAAUGCCGCGCGCAAAGUACUUUCAAACCAUUACUCUGAACCUAGUCGGCAUUUGCAUCGGGGCCUCCAUUGCACUCCUUGGUAUCUGGUCUGGUGUCCAAGCACGGAAACACACAACCCCCGUAGGCUCAAAAGCCACUUACAACUCUUCGCAAUCGGCCGUCUGCGCCAUCUGGCUUUUCGCCAAUAUCUACUUCGUCAAUGCUCUCAGAGCCAAGAUGCCGGCGCUGAAUUUGCCGGCUAUUAUAUAUAGUAUCUUCACGAAUGUGGCCUUUACAUAUGGACCGCUGUUUCCAACAAUGACAGCUGGGAUUAGCCUGGUUAAGCAGCUGUUGGAGGCGUUUUUAACUGCGUUCGCGAUUGCGACAGCAGUCAACUUGUUUAUUAUACCCAUCAGUUCCAGGACGGUUGUUUUCAAAGAGUUUACGGGAUAUCUAGGAGCAGUGAGAGGUGUAAUGAAAGCGCAAACGGCGUACCUACAGAGCCUGGAAAGCAGUGAUAUGUUUGCAGAUCCUGCUGCUGAAGACGAAAGGGCUGAAGGGAAUGGCAAAAAGCACAAGAAGAAUGAGAAGAAAGAGAAGGCCCAUCCUGCCCAAACACCAUCAGCAAAAGCCUUAAAAGGUGCUGUCUCUGGACUUCUGGCUCUUCACGGGAAGCUUUAUGGCGAUCUUCCUUUCGCGAAAAGGGAAAUUGCCUGGGGGAAAUUAUGCGCUAAGGACAUUGACGAGAUAUUCGCCCUCUUCCGUGAUAUUCUCAUCCCCCUGCUCGGCCUGUCAACAAGCACAGAUAUUUUCGAGAGAAUCGCGGAGAGGCGCGGGUGGUUGAACUCCACCUACACUCGGCAUGACAAGAUAGAAGCCUGGGAGGGCUAUGAUGAAUCCUCAAAGAAUGAAGAGAAGCGUGUAUGGAACGAGAUGAUGAAGACGCUUCACGAACCUUUUGCUGUAGCGGUAGGAGCCAUGGAUGAAGCCGUGGAGCAUGUUGGUCUGGUGCUAGAAUUCAACAAAUCGCCGAAAAAGAAGAAGGGCGGAGACGACGUUGAGGCCAAAGGAACGGAUCCCAGACCCGGAGAUCCCGAGUUCUCCAAGUUUCUAGACCAUAAAUUGAAAGAUUUCUAUGAGACUAGAGGGCAGACGCUCAAGGCUUGGGCGAGAAAUAAGGGGUUGUCGGAGGAGAUAUUCGAUCAGUUGAAUGAGGAGCCUAAAAAGAACAGAUAUACUCCGGACGAUACGCAACAUGCCCGAGACCAACAGCAGUUGUACCUCAUCCUCUAUUUAGAAUUUUUACUUUACUCCGCUGGCCGAGCAAUCCUCAAACUUGUUGAAUUCGCCGACAAGAAAGUCUCCGAAGGAUCCAUGAAAAAGAACCGCCUAAUCCUACCCGGCCAACGCCGAAUCAAGAAAUGGAUCCUUUCCAUAGGCGAAGAAGACACAUCCGUUGACACAAAUUCCCCAGACUCCAUGGAAAACGGAAGCAGCAACAUUUUCAUGGGCGCAGGCUUCAAUCCUGUAAAAGAUCCUGAACAUUUGCCUCCUGCUACUGCUUGGCAGCAUUUUGGAAACCGCAUUAGAAAGAUCCCGCACUUUUUAGGCUCGGCUGAAUCGGCUUUUGGGUUUCGAGUUGCGUGUGCUACGCUGACGGUUGGGAUUAUCGCCUUUUUGAAGGAUACACAGUCAUUUUUUAUGGAUCAGCGGCUUGUCUGGGCUAUGUUCAUUAUUGUCCGUACCCAUUUUCUAACUGUUGAGAGUUCGAAUACUAAUGUGUUAAAGGCUAUUGGUAUGUCAAUGACGAGCGGCCAGGCGAUAUUUGGAUUCCUUUGCAGAGUGGGGGGAACAUUUGUAGCAAUGGUACUCUCAAUUAUAAUAUGGUACAUCCCCGACCAAAAGACCUCGGGCGUAAUAGUAUUUUUAUGGUUCUUGAUCUUUCUCGAGAUGUACUUUUUCCUAAAACACCCCCGAUUCAUGGCCGUAUGGCUUAUGUCAAUCGUAACCGAAGUCCUCAUCAUCGGCUACGAAUUACAAGUCCGUAAAAUCGGCCUCGCGGCAGCAACAUACAGCGGACAGCCUUAUUACCCUAUAUACGAGCUCGCGCCGUAUCGACUGGCUUGUGUGGCUGGUGGAUCUUUCGUGGCAUUUAUCUGGACGAUUUUCCCGUAUCCGCUGUCAGAUAGGAGUUGGCUGAGGAAGGAUCUAGGAUCAACGCUUUACCUGCUGGCCAACUAUUAUUCGGUUGUGCAUUCUACGAUUAAUGCGAGGAUGCAUGGUACAGAGGGGGAUAUGGAGUUGAAGGAUUCUCCUGGUAGGAAGCUUGAGAAGGUCCGCUAUAAGAUCUUUCAGAAGCUGCUGGUGCUUCUCCCUUCAUUACAACAACACGCGGAUUGGGAGAAAUGGGAACUCACAAUCGGUGGGAAAUUCCCCAAAGAAACAUACGACAACAUCGCCCUCCGCGCAAACAAUAUAUUGAAUUACCUCACCCUAAUCUCCUAUGCCACGCGAUCCUGGUCCGACGCCUCCUGCGGUCCAGCCUACCCCAACGCAACCACCGCGGCCCGUCGUGCCUGGCUCUCAGACCUCAGCCUACUAAUGGACACGAUCAAGCCAACCUCCCACUCCAUAACCAGCACGCUCGCGCUCCUCUCCGGCGCAGUAUCGCAAGGCUCGGCACUCCCUCCUUACAUUGUCCUCCCCGAGCCUUACAAUCUGUCGAAGAGGCUAGAGGCGCUGGAUAAAGGCAUUCUGGAUGCGAGGCAUGUGGAGGAGCCAGGAUAUAGCGCGUAUGCUGUGAUCCAGGUUGCGAGUGGGCUUGUGACGGAUGAUCUGGCGCGGUUGGUGGAUCAUGUGAGGGAUUUGGUGGGGGAGACGGAUUUUUCGUUCCGCGUUGAUAUGAGUGACAGUAGUCUGGAUAGUUCGGGGACUGAAAGGAGUUCUGGGAGUGGGGAUGGAAAUGGAAAGGGGAAGCGGGAAUAA
Lachnellula hyalina is the source of this 3330-nucleotide messenger RNA. RefSeq lists its product as uncharacterized. The record is from RefSeq and is a predicted model, not a curated record. The transcript has 8 exons. Lineage: Eukaryota; Fungi; Ascomycota; Leotiomycetes; Helotiales; Lachnaceae. Bases 1 to 3330 code for a protein of 1109 amino acids.